Messenger RNA from Nezara viridula (southern green stink bug), 630 nucleotides. Lineage: Eukaryota; Metazoa; Arthropoda; Insecta; Hemiptera; Pentatomidae. The record is from the annotation of a GenBank genome assembly.
AUGUCCUGGAUCCGCAGGCCAUCACCGGGUUUAGAAUAUUCUCCUCACGACCCGGACACGUUUAAGGGAGACGUUGAGCUAGUGAUGAAUGCACGCGUCGAAACGUUUCAAGUCCUGCUUUCACGUUUUGACGGAAGCAGGCCUCGGUUAGUGUAUUGCGGGCAGUACCCCCUGGAUUGGCCACUGUCCGUGCACGGACGGCUCUGCGUACACCUCGGCUCCUCCGGCCCGGGUUCCCUGCUCCCAGGGGACGGAUACCUCGCCCUCACCCCGAGGCUUAGCAUCGAGAGCCGCGCUGGCCCCCUCAGCCUCCCUCCGGUCCUCAGCCCCCAGGGUCUGAUGGCUGAUCUUCCUGCCCUCCUCAGGGCUCUCGUCGUAUCGGCAGAGAGGUCCUUGGCCAGGUUCCCCCUCGAGGAGCUGGCGUAUCCCUGCUCCAACUGCGGCAGAGCUCCAGAGACUUGCAACUGCCAUGCCGUCGAAAGGAGAGACUCCGGUAUCCAGACAUCUCCCAUGUACGAGAUGGACUCUAGCAUACCACACAUCGACAGUGACGAUGAACACGAAAAUGUCACGAGAAGUGAGUACAAUAUUCUUUUGACAUGUCAUUAUAAUAACUGUCCAACUUACUAA